This is a messenger RNA of Candidozyma auris, 2562 nucleotides long. It is a transcript of the gene COG4, whose product is annotated as Golgi transport complex subunit COG4. The transcript has a single exon. Bases 1 to 2562 code for a protein of 853 amino acids. The record is from RefSeq and is a predicted model, not a curated record. NCBI's taxonomy places the organism in Eukaryota, Fungi, Ascomycota, Pichiomycetes, Serinales, Metschnikowiaceae.
AUGGUGGGCAAACCAAUUUCUCAGAGCACUACUGCUUCCAUGUUCCCGCUGCUACAGCAGCAUAAUUUGGACAAGGAGUAUGCUGAGCUCAUGGAAAGACUCAAGUCGGCUCUGUCCACCUCAGCGUUACAUGAAUUGAUCCACCAGAUCGACCUCCAAACAAACAACAUCGACUCCGAUUUGCUGCGGUUGGUCACUGUGGGAUCAAAGAAACAUAUGGCGGAAAUCUCGCUGUUGGAGCUUUCUCGAGCCAAGUUGUCUGGUGCCAUAGCCAACUCCAACGAUUUGACCAAAGUGUUCACUUCAGCCAACGAUUUGGGCCAUUCACUCACAUCAAGGAUAAAAGCCUUGGAUAGGGAAAUCAGAAACGUUAACUCCACGUUGUUGUUUGUGUCUGACGUCCAGCUCCUCAAAAACAACAUCAGCCAGACCCAGUACGCCAUAGAGAAGGGAGAUUGGGAUUUGGCAGCCAAUUGCAUCCAUAUAAUCAAUCAUAAACUUAGUCCGAAGCUUGUAAAUGGAAAGUUUGCCCUGGUGACAAUCCCAUCGUCCGAGAUUCCUGAGCUUCCUGCUCCUACCGUGAAGAUGUGGACUGAGCAGCUAACCCAAGAAUUCCAGACACGUUUCAACGACGCAGCCAAAGCAAGGUCCGUGCCAGAAAUCACGAAGUACUUUCAGCUUUUUCCUCUAAUUGACCAGGAGGAAGCCGGACUUCAGUGCUAUUCAAAAUUCAUUUGUUCAAUCAUUACUGAUACUUCACGAACGUUGAUAAACUCGGCGACAAAAGGCGAAGCGAGACUGGGGAUAUACGCUACGGUUACACAGAAUCUUUUUGAAAGCAUUUCGACCAUGUUGUCGCUGCAUACGCCCUUGAUUAAUAAAUACUACGGAACCUCGUACCCAGACGCAGUGGUGUUCGUGGUGUCCAAGAUCCAGCGUGAAAUCGAUUCCCAAAUCGGAUUGAUUGCUGAUACUUUCUACGACGUUAACAGAGUCGACAAGACACUUCAGGAUAUCAAGCUACAUAAGUUCACUGAACUUUCGCGCCGCUUCUCUGACCAUUAUCAGCAGCCUGAGCACGAGGAAAAUGAUGUAUACGACCAUGACAUCGUUCCACUUGUGGAGAUCGGCGACUUAAUUCACGAGUUUUCUAGCAUAUUGCACCAUUGGUCAUUAUACUGCAAGUUCAUAUCAGCAAAGUAUCUCAGCAAGAGUCAGUCCCAACAGGACGUGCUUGAAGUACCUCAAUUGCUCAGCUCGUCCCAUUUCAACAAAAAAAUUCACAACAAAUUCUUGCCUGCUUUCGAGGCGCUAUACACAUACUACUUACGUCGCUCAUUUGAAAAGGCCAUCACAAUCGAGGAGGUUCCAGAUUUAGACGCCUUCUUGGUCACCACCGCGGAAUCAAAGGCCCCCGAUCAACCCGCUGUAUCAUCUGUCGUAGAGGAUCUCAGUUUGAUCUUCCACAAUACUUUGAGAAACAUUCUUGAGUCAUCACAACCGUCCACCGUCAAGCACUUUGUCACGGAGUGCUUUAAAGUUCUUCGAACAGAUUUUCUUGAUGGCUUCAUUCGCAGGGCUCUCCAGGAUAAUCUGCCAAGAUACAACAAAACGCUUUCCCUAAUAUCGGCUCAUAGCACAGUAUUAAGCGGCAGCGUCAGCCCCUCAGUUUCAAGAUCAGGCACUCCAGCUCCUGAGUCUGUGAGCGGGUACUUUAAAGGUGCUUCCUCUGCUUUUGGUAAUAUAGUAGGCACCGGAAGCUCAAUGGUGACGGGGUCUGCAGGGGGUCAGCCAAACGAACCAAAACUUGUCAACUACGUUGUUUAUCUUAACACAGUGGCCACUGCACAACAAUUCAUUCAUCAGAUUGUGGAGAAUACUACUCAGCGUGAUCCACAAUACAUUAAGAACAAUUUUCCUUUUGGUAUGGAUGGAGAUAGGAUAAAGAACAUAAUACGAGGAGAUAUUUUGGAGCCGUUCACUGCCGCCACAAACGAUGUGGUGAGACAGUCCUUGCGCAAUUUCUACAACCAAUCCAUGAAAAACAGGCUUGCAAGCAUAGUGAACGAGGCAUUCUCUGAUCACAACGACACACGUUACAUGGCGUACUCCUCAACCAUAUUAAAUGAUCCAUCGAGUAUGAUUAAGUUCAAGAACUCAUGGGGAAGCAUGAUCAGUCCCUAUAGACAAACAAUGCACAAGACAUUGGUAUUUAAUAAGUUGCUCAGGCUUCUUGUGGUUAACCUUGCCAGCAUGAUAGAAAAAAGGUUGAUGGUGGCACUCAAGAAAUUCAAAAUCAACGAGUUGGGCGCUUUGAAGCUCGACAAGGAUGUCCUGUUCAUUAUCAACGAAGUGUGUGAGGAUGACUACGAACUUCGAGAAAAGUUCGUGAGACUUACGCAGUUGGUGCUUCUUGUGGGAAUGGACGAGGAGGAAUAUCAGCUUAACUCUUUCAGUAAACUGAAUGAGGAGGAGGAGGAUGAAGAGGAAGACAACGAUGUUGGCAUCAACUGGGUCUUGACACCGCUAGAGAGGAAGCAAAUUCGCCGUUUCCGCUGUUAG